CUUUAAGGAAUUAAAAGGAUCCACUCCUCAGCCAAUAAGAAGUUCCCGUGGCUCCCACGCUGUCCUAUCAGUGGCGGAGGGGCGGAGCUCUGGCAGCACUUCUCGGUGCGUGGCUCUGAAUUUUUCAGCCGUUCACUUUUCAGCUGGUAAAAGCGGUUCGGGCGGCGGAGCGGAGCGGCCACGCAGUCUGAGCCGGGCCGUAUGGAGUGACCAGCCGAGGACCCCUCUUCCCCCACACACACUGAAAACUCACGCAAACCCCCCGGCGUGUGUUUAUACUCUCCUUUAUCUCCUCUUUCUGGCUCCCAUUUUGAUAGUUUAGCCCAAAGUUUGGGUCGGGCCGCAUCGUCGUCAUGUCGCAGCGGCUUCGUAAAAACGGCUCGCCGACGUCGAGCUGCGGGGUGAGCGGCGGAGCGGCGGCCGGAGCUUCGGGGAUCAGCGCCGGGGUCAGUCUGCUGACUCGCCUGCUGCCCAUGAAAGCCACCGUCCCGUUCCAGCUCAAGCCACAGCCGCAGCAACAGUUACAGCCCCAGCAGCUCCCUCUGGCGGCCAGGACGGUGCUGUCGGCCGCGGCGGCUGCUGCGGGAAGCGGCGCCGGCUUGAAGUGCCUCGGCGGCGGCUGCGACUCUGCUGGAUCCCGCUGCUCUGCUAACCGGAGCCCCACAAGAGUCGCAGCCUCUGCAGCUCUGAGCCCGUCCUGCUCCUCUUCUUCCUCCUCCUGCUCUUCCUCCUCCUCUUCGUCAACACUCAGAAGUAGCCCUACUCUCGCUUCAUACGUGGCCGCGUCCACUGCCCCACCUGCUGCCGCAGGUAGCGCGAGAUCCUCCCAGUCUCAGGCGGCCUCACUUCUGUCCAGCGCUGGUAGCCCUGCCGGCCCCGCUGGCGCUGCUCUCGGACUCUCUACCCACACCUCCUCCUCCUCACAGCUGCAGCAGUCUAGCUGCUUCACGGACACUGUGGUGCUGACCCCACCGACCUCCUCUUCAUCUUCCUCCUCAUCAUCAUCCUCCUUUUCGUCUUGUGGUCACAGGGGUAAAGCUCCGGCACCCCCUCAGUGCUGCUCCCCGGACAAUGACAGACUGUCCCCGGAGAGAAUAAGCCCCAGCUCGCCUGUCUGCAAAGAGAGGCCCAGGCUUCCGCUGGCUGGCCCAGUGUGCAGCAGUAGCAACGGUAUCGGCAGCAGCGGUGGCGGCAGCAGCAGCAGCAGCAGUAGCAGCAGCAGCAGCAGCAGUAUCCGCCGUACCUCCUCACUUGACGCCCUCACAGGCCCCUACCUUUCAGGCCACUGGCCCCGGGAUGCCACCCACGCCCCCUGUGGUCCCUGCAUGAGGGACAAAGCCACCCAGACCCCCAGUGCGUGGCUGGAUGAAAGCGAGGAGAAGAGGCGGAGCUGUCACCAGCGCUCGGCAUCCUGGGGCAGCACUGACCAGCUUAAAGAGAUCGCCAAGUUGAGGCAGCAGCUCCAGCGCAGUAAACACAUCAGCCGGCACCAUCGUGAUAAGGAACGCAAAUCCCCCUUCAACGGUAACCAUGUCUCCAUCAACCAAUCACAGGCUCCGAUCCCAAAAAGCGUCCUGAUCCCCAUCCCCAUCUCCAAAUCCUCCGUCUCACGCUUCCGCAACAGUGUCGAGGGCCUGAACCAGGAGAUCGAGCGCAUAAUCAUCCGAGACUCAGGAGAGAAAGAAGAACAGCUUAUUCCUCAGGAUGCCCCCGACGGGCACCGCGCACCCCCUCCUCUGUGCCCCCGCAGUGCCAGCUCCCGCAGCAUCGACACACAGACGCCCUCCGGCAUCAUGGCUGGCAGUAACCAUAGUAACAGCAGCAGCCGUUCCCAGUCUGUCUCACCCGCCUUCCUGACCGUGCCCAGUGAGCCCUGCAGCGAGAGCCCCUCGCCUAACGAGGAACCACUCAGCGACUGCCGGGACAAAGAUUUGGCUCCUGGCUCUCCUCUGCCCAAAUAUGCCUCCUCACCCAAACCCAACAACAGCUACAUGUUCAAACGGGAGCCUCCUGAGGGCUGUGAGAGAGUCAAGGUCUUCACUGAGGAAACACAGGCCAGGCCUCCGCAAGAGAUCCCACAGUUCCUCUGCCCAGACAGGAACAAGGUGAACUUCGUCCCCAAAAGCGGCUCAGCCUUCUGCCUGGUCAGCAUCCUCAAGCCCCUGCUUCCUGCGUCGGAGCUUAACCUGAAAAACCAGGGCAGUCUGGGGCCCGUUCCAAACGAGCCUGAGCAGAAAGUAUCCCGGGGGACCAGCACCCUAUCCCAGCAACCUUCAUCCUCAUCCUCCUCCUCCUCCCUGUCCUGCCUCUCGCCACACCUAGAGGACCCAGAGAGCUAGAUAUGCAAACACAAACAGGCCCAGCCCACCUCCCACCCUUCCCCCAAGAGGCCGAAUCUGAGCACAGCACAGCACAGCAAACAAUGUUACGAAUCAAACCUGCAAAAAAAAAAACAAUAAAAUAAUAAUAAAAGCAGGUAGGCACAAAAAACACAAUAAAGAGAGAGAGAGAGAAAGAAAGAGAGAAGCAGAAUAAAAUAAAAUAAAAAAUUAAUAAAGUAAGGCCUUUAUUUUGGUAAUGUCAGUUUCUAUUUAACGAGAUGAUGAGAUGACGAGAUGACGAGAUACUGAAAUCGCUAUGCUAUUUGCUAUGCAGCUUUUUAGGUUUGUACUUGUAAUACUUAAAGACCAGGAGGACUUAUUUUCUGAGGGUUUUGAUAAGAGAAGAAUAGAUCUAUUUUUAUUGUACUGCUACCUUUGAUAGAUUUAAACAAUUGAUUGAUUGACUGACUGAGAGUGGAGACGUGUGGAUGAAUCCCGUAUGCUGUAGUUAAGCAAGGACACAAAUCCUCCCACCCACCUACCCACAUAUACUCACACACAUGCGCGCACACACAUAGAGAGAGAGCAUCUGCUCAGACUUAGCUUUCUCUGAGCUCAAGGCCUGAGAGACUGUGAGAGACUGUAUUGUGUUUAUAGCUUGCCGUGUAUCUCUUUUGGAGAACUGGAUUUUUAUUAUUCUUCCUAGAGUUGGAACAGCGCAUCAUUGGAUACGAAAUGAUGUCUUCUGAACAUUUCAAUUAGACAAGACCAAGAGACCUGGUAUGCUGGGUUGAUGAAGGCUCUGUCAUAGUAGUGACCGUUUGACUGGACUGCUUCCUUAUCUUCCCGCCUGCGUGCACAUGGUGUGGUCUGAACACCGUGAGGAGGAGGAGGAGAAGAGAAGAGCAGGAGAGACUGAUCUUCUUUUUUUUUUUUCUUUUUUUUUUAUGUGUGUGUGUGUGGUGGGGACAGACUGAUUGACCUCCACUGGCCUUUACACACACCCUUCCUCCCUCCCUCUCUCUUUUUCUCUCCAUGGCCAGUGAGAGGAAUGGGGAAAGUGAGGAGAAAUGGGAGGGAAAAAAGCAAGACUUUGAGAGAGAGAACGCGAGAAAAAAAAAAGACGAGUGCUCUGCAAACGAGAUGCCUUUGUUUGCUUGGCCGUAAAAUGCGUUUGAAAUGCAUUUGGGUCCAAAUGCUGAACUUCAAACACAUCAGGGAACAAAGAGAGAGUGAGAGAGAGAGAAAGAGAGAGAGAGAGAGGUGAAUGAAGAGAUGCUGACAGCCAGGAUGAAUUGAGUGUGUGUGUCUGUCUGUGUGUGUGAUUGCUCUCUUUUCUCGCCGACUGAUAAGGCUAAGACUUGAAUGGAGGGCACUGUGACACUGAGAGAGAAAAAACGGAUGAAUUCGGAACUUCAAGCGAAGUGUUUAACGAAACAUAAAUGAGUCAGUUUUACAGAUUAACUCUAGUCAUCAUUUCUAAUCUAAUGACGAUUAUGCUGCAUUCCAUUUACCACAGAACUUAAAAAUGGGAAGGUUAUAGCAUUCCACUUAAACAUUCCAAUAAUUGUACACUAAUGUAAAUCAGCUAGCAAAAGAUUUGUUGCAGUUUACCACAAACUGGUUUGACAAUCCUUUUUUUGGAGUUUUAUGGCAAAUACAAACUAAAUAUGUCCCAGGUUAGCAUUGUUAGCAAUGCUGUUUAAACAACAUGUCCAUAGAUAGAAGUUGGACAGUGCUGUUCAUAUGACUGAUUUAAUUAGAUACAGCUCUGAAAGAAAAUAAGAGACCACUUAAAAAUUGUUAUUAUUAUUUGAUUUUACCAAAUUGAAAACCUCUGGAAUAUAAUCAAGAGGAAGAUGGAUGAUCACAAGCCAUCAAACCAAGCUGAACUGCUUGCAUUUUUGCACCAGGUGUGGAAAAAUGUUAUCCAAAAGCAGUGUGUAAGACUGGUGGAGAAAAACAUGCCAAGAUGCAAGGAAUCUGUGUUAUUAUUCCACCAAAUAUUGAUUUCUGAACUCUUAAAACUUUAUAAAUAUAAAACCUAUUUUCUUUGCAUUAUUUGAGAUCUGAAAGCUAUGCAUCUUUGUUGUUAUUUCAGCCAUUUCUCAUUUUCUGCAAAUCUCUAAAUAACAAUAUUUUUAUUUGGAAUUUGUGAGAAAUGUUGUCUGUAGUUUAUAGAAUAAAACAACGUUUAUUUUACUCAAGCAUAUAUCUAUACAUUGUGAAAUCAGAGAAACUGAUUCAGAAACUUGAGUGGUCUCUUAUUUUUUUCCUAACGCUGUAGACAGACACGAUAAUACAUUUUUAAUACUAACUCUGGAUUGGUGAGACUCUUAAUUUUCUGAGUGGAAAAUCCUUGAAGGAGCAUUCCAGUUGAAAUGUCCUUUUUGGAUCUCAGAAAUCCCGACCGAGUCAGAGUUGAAAUGGAAUGCAGCAAUAGCCUGUGCCGCACUGGAUUGGUCAGCUUCAACCAGCAUUUCUGUUUAACACAAAGAAUGUGGUUCAUUCCUUUUAUUCAUUACGUUUACCUUUCGAGUGCAUCAUACUUUUUCAUGGUGUUAGAAAGGUAACCAUAGAACACAGUUCUGUCUAAGUGCAUGCAUUCUAGAAAAUAUCAGUGGCAUUUGUUUGUUUUACCUGGUCUCUCUGGAGGCGAAGAGUCGCAAUCAUUCCCCGUUACCGGACUCAUCUUCAAUCUCUCUUUUCCUCAGUGUCACAGAGCUGACAGUAGUAAUAAUAAUAAUAAUAAUUAACACUCCUUGCCAAGUGGUUGAAGUUCUUCAUUAAUGUUCUCUUAUAUGCUGUAGUCUAUUUUUGUAUUGAUCGUGGUGUUUUACAGGUUUUGUUGUUUCUUUUUGUUUGGAAACUGUUGUAAUAAUGGACUUUUGGCUCACAGGUGAUAUUAGAAGAGGCCGUUGUGAUCACUCUACUACAGACCUGUCCAAAGAAAAUGGCUGCUAUGGUGCACACUCACAGUCAGUGGUGCUUUGAAGCCAAGAGGAGAGCGAGAAUGAACAAAAAAAAAAAAGAAAGAGAGAGAGAAAGAGAGAGAUAAUGAUAAAAGGUAAAACAGAAGCUAGUUGACUGUUCUUCUUCAAAACAUGAAGACCAAAGCCCAGGACUGUCUGCUUAACUGUGCUUCCUUCACACUAGUGGCUUGGUUUAGCUGGAGCUCAGAGGUUUGGCUUGAGCUCCUGAUAGUUCUGUUGGGUUCCUGUUUUUGGGCCCCCCCAUUGUAAGUUGUUACUUUGUGCUUUAAGAGAAAAACAUGAAAAUCACAAACUUGAAGAAAAAAAGAAAAAAAAAUUGUCGCACUUUUUUUGCCAGUGUUGCAGAUCAGUUAGGCCCUGUAGGCCUUCCAGCUUUUUUUUUUUUUUUUUUCCCAACAACCAUCCCUAACUGAAACAAGCUCUUAAAAAAGUCUGAAAUCUACAUUCUCACACACCUAGUGAUUACCGCUGUAGGUCUAUUUACUCAGGAAUAGAAAGCUCCCCUAAGAAGUUCUCCUCUACUAGAUCUGA
Astyanax mexicanus (Mexican tetra) is the source of this 5845-nucleotide messenger RNA. RefSeq names its product family with sequence similarity 117 member Bb (gene fam117bb). The transcript has 8 exons. Bases 354 to 2339 code for a protein of 661 amino acids. NCBI's taxonomy places the organism in Eukaryota, Metazoa, Chordata, Actinopteri, Characiformes, Acestrorhamphidae. The record is from RefSeq and is a predicted model, not a curated record.